Messenger RNA from Epinephelus moara (kelp grouper), 10692 nucleotides. Its product is annotated as CSC1-like protein 2. Gene Ontology annotation, molecular function: calcium-activated cation channel activity; nucleic acid binding. The transcript is spliced from 24 exons. Gene Ontology annotation, cellular component: plasma membrane. The record is from RefSeq and is a predicted model, not a curated record. Lineage: Eukaryota; Metazoa; Chordata; Actinopteri; Perciformes; Serranidae. Bases 399 to 2927 code for a protein of 842 amino acids.
CCUCCUCCUCCCAGUAGCAGCGGCAGCAGCAGCGGCUCCGUUCCGUCUCUGUUCCCGGAGAGACCGCCUCCAUUUUAACACCGACACCCGGCGGAGCAGCAGCGGCUCGCAGCGGACUGAGCGGCCGGCGGAGGGACACGUUCGUGCGGCGGGAUUCCCCCCUGAGCCCCGGCGGUGAUUCGUCGGGCCUGAAUCAGCCUUUUUGUUGCGGGAUGGCGGCGCUGCGGCAGCACGCAGCCGGGGCGGCGGUGGAUUUGUGAGGAUUUAACGGGAGAUUUUUCUGCGGUGAAACAUCUUUGAUUUGUCGGAGGAGAGGAAGAGGAGGAGGAUCGGCUUCUGGUGGUCAGGUUCUCUGCGAGGAUGCGGCACUGAGCAUGCUCUGAGUGCUGAUCGUUACCAUGACGACAUUAGGCAGCAGCCAGGCGUGCAGCGGCCAGGACAACUGCUCUGCCCACAGCGAGUCCAGAGACUACUGCUACUCGGCUCGCAUCCGCAGCACGGUGCUGCAGGGGCUUCCGUUCGGAGGAGUGCCCACCGUGCUCGCCCUCGACUUCAUGUGCUUCCUGGUGCUGCUCUUUGUUUUUUCCAUUCUACGUAAGGUUGCGUGGGACUAUGGCCGCCUGGCGCUGGUCACUGACGCAGACAGACUGAAGAAGCGUUUCAGCGACCUGGAGGAGCGGGAAUACGUUGCCUCGGCGAUGCACUCGGAGACACCCGACCGUUACGAACGCCUCACCUCCGUCUCCUCCUCUGUUGACUUCGACCAGAGAGACAACGGUUUCUGCUCGUGGCUGACGGCCAUCUUCAGAAUAAAGGAUGAAGAGAUUAGGGAGAAGUGUGGCGAGGAUGCUGUUCACUACCUGUCCUUCCAGCGUCACAUCAUCGGCCUGCUGGUCGUGGUCGGCGUCCUCUCCGUGGGCAUCGUCUUGCCUGUGAACUUCUCCGGAGACCUGCUUGAAAACAACGCCUACAGCUUUGGACGCACCACGAUAGCCAACCUCAAGUCUGGGACGAAUCUGUUGUGGCUGCACACUUCGUUUGCCUUCAUGUAUCUGCUGCUGACCGUCUACAGCAUGAGGAGACACACGUCCAAGAUGCACUACAAGGAGGACGACCUGGUGAAGCGCACUUUAUUCAUUAACGGCAUCUCUAAAUACGCCGAGGAGAGUCAGAUCAAACAGCACUUUGAACAGGCGUAUGAGAACUGCACGGUGCUGGAGGCUCGGAUCUGCUACAACGUGGCCAAACUUAUGUCUCUGAACGCAGAGAGGAAGAAGACGGAGCGCAGUAAGAAGUUUUUCACUGACCUGAUGGCGAAGGAACACGUUCCCACCAUGAUAAACCCCAAACCCUGCGGACACCUCUGCUGCUGCGCCAUCACCGGCUGCGAGGAGGAAGAGGCGGUCAGCUACUACACCAAGAGGGAGGCCAAGCUGAAGGAGGAGUACAGGAAGGAGAAGGAGAAGGUCCACACCAAACCUCUGGGCAUGGCCUUCGUCACCUUCCAGAACGAGGCCAUGACCGCCAUUAUUUUGAAGGACUUUAACGCCUGUCAGGUUCAGGGAUGUCGGUGUCGUCAGGAGCCACGAUCCUCUCAGUUCAGCGAAGUUCUUCAUGUUCACAACUGGAGCGUUUCAUACGCACCCGACCCACAAAACAUCCGCUGGGAGCAUCUGUCGCUCGGUGGGAUCUCCUGGUGGAUCCGCUGCUUCAUCAUCAACUGCAUCCUCUUCCUCCUGCUCUUCUUCCUCACCACACCUGCCAUCAUCAUCUCCACCAUGGACAAGUUCAACGUCACCAAGCCUGUGGAAUAUCUCAAUAAUCCCAUCAUCACUCAGUUCUUCCCCACUCUGCUGCUCUGGGCUUUCUCUGCUCUGCUGCCCACCAUCGUCUACUACUCUGCCUUCUUCGAGGCUCACUGGACCAGGUCUGGAGAAAACAGGACGACAAUGCAUAAGUGUUACACCUUCCUGAUCUUCAUGGUUCUGCUGCUGCCGUCUCUGGGACUCAGCAGCCUGGAUGUUUUCUUCCGCUGGCUCUUUGAUAAGAAGUUCCUGGCGGAUGCUAGUGUCAGAUUUGAGUGCGUCUUCCUGCCAGAUAACGGAGCGUUCUUCGUCAACUAUGUCAUCGCCUCUGCGUUCAUUGGGAACGCCAUGGACCUGCUGAGGAUCCCCGGUCUGCUCAUGUACAUGAUUCGGCUGUGCCUGGCUCGCUCCGCUGCCGACCGCCGCAACGUCAAGAGGCACCAGGCCUAUGAGUUUCAGUUUGGAGCGGCGUACGCUUGGAUGAUGAACGUCUUCACGGUGGUGAUGGCCUAUAGCAUCACCUGCCCCAUCAUCGUCCCCUUCGGUCUGAUGUACAUGCUGCUGAAACACCUGGUGGACAGAUACAACAUGUACUAUGCUUACCUGCCCUCCAAACUUGACAAGAAGAUCCACUCGGGAGCCGUCACCCAGGUGGUGGCAGCUCCCAUCCUCUGCCUCUUCUGGCUGCUCUUCUUCUCCACUAUGCGCACAGGUUUUGAGACGCCGACCUCCAUGUUCACUCUGGUGGUGCUGAUCGUCACCAUCGUGGUCUGUCUGUCUCACGUCUGCUUCGGACACUUCAAGUACCUCAGCGCUCACAACUACAAGAUCGACACCAAGGAGAAUGACGUGGACGCUGUCGAGAAUGGACGUCCAGCUCGUCCGUCGUCCUCCCCCACUACCAAAUCUCAGCAGCAGCAGCAGCAGCAGCAGCAGCAGCAGCAGAUGUACAUCGCCCAGGUGCUUCAGGACCCAAACUCAGACGAGCCGGGCGGUGGCAGCGGCGAGGAGGACCGAGGGUCGUCCCAGGACGAGGAGAUGCUGAACGGAGGGAACAGCAUCAAUGAGGCGGAUUUUCAGUCAGGGGAGGACAGUCUGAUCGCCAACGAGGUUCACCAGUAGCGGGGGGUGGAGCUAGAGGGUGGGGCGGAGCUAGUUGAGGGUCCAUACCCACACAACAGUUACAAAAUAAAGCUGACUGGAGAAUCACCACACACAUUAACACACACGCAUACAGACUGACUGACACGGUUAGCUCCGCCCCCUCCCAGCUCGAAGACUUGACCUUGACCUUUGACGCCGGCGCCGGGUCGUCAACAUCCAGUCCUGCACGUCUGUGUAAACUUGAUGGACGUCAAACUGUCUCCACAGGAAAUCACUGUACAUAACCACAAAGCCAAAAGUUUUUGUUUUUGUUUUUUUCUCGGGAUUAGGGGCAGGGUUUAAAAAUUCGUGCCUGGGCUGGAUUUUGUUCGUUCGCACUCGUGUCUUGACUCCUGAUCCCACCGCGGGUCGCCGGGACUUGACCCGUCAUGGGGGCAAAGCUGAUGCUGACGCUGUCUUUUUCUGGUGAACGUCUCCAAACAAACCUCCGUCGUCACCACCGUCCUCCAACAUCGGAGUGCUAAAUAAGUCGCCAACCGCCAGCUCUCGUAGUGGUAGAAGCCUCGCUUACGCAGACGCAUCGCAGUCUCCCUUCCCUGUUUCGCUGUUUUCCUUUUUUUUGUGGAACCUGUGCAUCAUGGAUUCUGCUGCUGUGUUCGACACAUCACCUGGAAGUUUUUUUUGACCUGCCAAGAUUUGGCUGCAUGUUGAUAAAAGUGCUGUCUGGAUUAAUGACGUCACCACCCUCGGAUGAUGUCAUUCAUCAUGGGACUGUGGUGGCCAGUGAACUCGCUACAUCCCCCCCCCCCCCCCCCCCCCNCCACCCCCGGUCUUAGCGGCACAUCCUCCUGCCUGCCGGUGGAACAUUUGUGGCUUCACGCUCAGCUUCCGUUGGACCGCUCCUCCACCGCAGAACCACUGAACUCAACACGGGAGUAACUUUGUUUUCUGGUUUUGAUUUCACCCGAACUACCUUAAAUCAUGAAACCUGACAAAGGGAACGGGGAUGUUUGUGUCUGUGUAGGGUUAGCAAUCAGAACUCUUUUCAUUCAUGGGGAGAACUUUGUGAAGACACUCUGACAGAAGCAGUCGAGUAGUUUGAGCUCGGGUAGACGCAGAAGAGCAGCGCUUUUCGUCUGGACCGUCUACCCUCGAUGCCUGAAGCUGUCAGAACUCUCAAGGGAAAAUGUUUUCUGUUUGUGUGCGUUUUGAGGCGUGCACUGUGUGUGUGUGUGUGUGUGUGCGUGCGUGUCUGCGUGUGCGUGUGUGUGCAUGCGUGUGUGUGUCCAGUAGCUUAUUGUACGCCAACCUGCACCAUGAAGGGUUCAGUAACAUCACCAGGUAACUAAAACGACAUCUGCCGAACAAGUUGCAGUGCUUCUCAACCCAGUCGUCUCUCUACUGUAGAAUUAGUUCCAAGACGUGUUUUUCUUCAUUUUGGUUUGAAAAGGUUUUGAGAGAAUUUGAUCUUUGACGCCUGCAAACACCACCGUCUGUUUUCCCUGCUGCAGUUGAAGCUCAGAUAUUAUAAAUAUGAUAUUUAAACCAAAUGUUGUGUACAGAACAGAAACAGGUCCAGGACAUGGUUAGCUUAGCUUAGCAGACUGGAGACUGGAAGCAGAGAGAAAAUGCUAGCCUAGCUCCAACAUAGUAAAUCUUUCUGAUUUACGUUUUAUAUCUUCUUCUUAUUUUCUAUCUGCAUCUCUAAAACAGCCAAGUUUGAGAUUACAGGGCUCCCAUAGAACCAUCUUGUUGUGCGUCAUAACCUUUAUGUCUUGUUUUCAGGAAUCUGCGUUGCUGCCUUUCUUGGCCAGGAUUCUCUUGUAAAAGAGGUUUUAAUCUCAAUGAGUCUAUUACCUGGUUAAAUAAAGGUUAAUAAUAAGAGUCAUAAAAUGAAUUGAAUUCAUUAAUCAAAAAAAAAAAAAAAAAAAAAAACAACGCUGUAGGAACCCUGGAUUAAAACACAAAUAUUAGUUCCUUGGUCCGGUUAGCUCAGGGUUAGCUUUCAUGUCUGAUUAAGAGGUCGAUUCUUGUUAGCUAACCCACUGCAUCCUAGUCAGCCAGGAGUAGUAAACUAGAGCUGAGGGUCAAGAGCUAGCCGACAGUUAGCUUUCUUCCAGUUAGCUAUUUUUCGGUUAGAUUUUGUACGGUUAGCUAUCUAACAAUUAGCUUUCUUACAGUUAACUUUUUUUCCGUUAGCUAUCUUACAGUUAGCUGUCUUACAGUAAGUAUUCUUAAAGUUAGCUAUCUCACAAUUAGCUUUCUUACAAUUAGCUUUUUUACAGUUAGCUUUCUUUAAGUUAGCUUUCUUACAGUUAGCUUUCUUACAGUAAGCUUUCUUACAGUUAGCUGUUUUUCAGGUAGCUGUCUUACAGUAAGCCUUCUUAAAGUUAGCUUUCUUAAGUUUAGCUAUCUUACAGUUUACUUCUGGCGCUUGACCUUUCAGAUAGCUAUCUUUCAUUUAGUUUUCUUACAAUUAGCGAUCUUAGAGUUAGCUUUCUAACAGUUAGCUAUCUUCGCUAUCUUUCAGUUAUGUUUCUUUCAGUUAGCAUUCUUAAGUCAAGCUAUCUUACAGUGUACUUCCGUCGCUUGACCUUCUGUUCUGGACCAAACCACAUUGUUUAUUUUCAAUAACGUACGGGUAGAAAACUUCCGUAUCAUGUAUGUAAAAUCAAACCAUGCUGCACACAUGCUGCCUCAGCUGAUUAGUUUUUAGCUGGGAAAAAAAGGCCCACCUUCAAAAAAUCAACAUCAGUUUAAUUGUUCGCCAUAUUUACAAUAUUUUGACCGCUUUACGUCACGGUCAGACGGCCUUCUGUGAGGGGGAACACAGGAGUUAGUCUGCUGCUGUCUCCAUCAGUUCAUGAAAAUAUACGUUAAAUAUAGUGAACGAUUCCUCCAUUCAUUUUUUUUUCUAGGCGUCUGAAAUAUGUUUUUCCUGCGGCUCGUCCACAGCGGUCAAUUGUUUAGCUUCUGUUUUGGUAGAUUUAGUUCAUUAAAGACGUUAGCAAAACAACACAGAACAUAAAAUAAUCACAUCAGACAGGUCGGACCACCAUGUUUAACUAUAGAACGUUAGUUACGGCUAAAAGGGACAAUAAAAAUAAAGGUUGCUGAUUUCUCUACAAUUCAAAUCAUCCGCCACGGUGAUUCAGUCUGAACAGCAUGGAGAACAAUCUAUCAAGUUCCAGGCUCGCAAUCAUGCUAGCGUUUAGCUUGGUGGCUACAGUAAUUCACCAACAUGACUGUGAGUCAUUGAGACUCAGAACUAAAUAUUUCCCGAUGACAGAUUAAUCUCACUGUGACGUGUCCUGCUGGGACAGUGUCCUCUGAUGGCUAUGCUAACAGUCCGUGCUUCCUGUCUUUGUGCUAAGCUAGGCUAAACGCGUCUUUCGCCUGUUGCUGUUUAACAGAUCCUGACGUUCGUUUCCUGCGCUGUAAAUUUUCACCUCGAGAGGUUUUUAUGAAAAUUAAGCUUCAGCUGAAUUUACUGACAAUGUGAAAAUGAGCUUCAGCUGCAGCGCCAACAAUUUCAGGAUGGAGGAGGUUCAGUCGUCACUUACCCAUGAUCCUCCUGGUGUCUGAUGAUGUGUGCCAGCCGGGGCCUGUUUGAAUUCUGAUUGGAGGGUUUUGGAGGAAAAAUGGCAGCAUCUUCCUCUUCCUUCUGUUUUAAAUUUAAUCUCCUCUGAGUUACUCGAACUUUACGGAGAAGACGCCAAAUUACUGGAGUCAAAGUCCCAACUAUUCCUGACUUCACGUGUUGGACAAGUGUUUCCAUAUUUAGUUAUGUUUAAGAUAUUUUAGUGUCACCAGGAGGACUCGGCUCUGAUCUGCCCCCCAGUGGACAAACUCAUUCAUCCUCCAAGUGCUCAAAACCAACAAAAACAAAAGCAGCUGCUCGUAUACGCGCACAUGUUGUUGAAAAAAGAGUAUGAUAUUUGGGAGUGAUGGAGGGAAACGGAUGCCCUCGCCUUGGCACCACCGCUGGGAUUGGUCUCUAUGGCAACAGGGCCAGGAAGGCGACCUGACCUGGCUAGCAUCAUCAGGAAGCAGGAGGAACUUUUUCAGAACUCAACAGGUUUCAGUGCAGCGACGUGACGACGAAAUAGUCUCAGGUGUUGUUUGUUUUCCUAAAAUAAUGUUUACAUCAGUUUUUGUUGCUCGCUUUGAUUUUUGCCAUGUUGUGCAGAGUGUGUGUGUGUAUGUGUGUGUGUGUGUGUGGACACAGAGCUGGACUAUGAAAGCUGUAGCCACCAAGACAUAGGAGUGAGUUGACGUCGGUUGGCGGCUACACGCCGGAGAACCUGCAGCGUUUGUGUCCAGACGGUGUUAUUUUGAAUUUAGUUUUCUCUUCACCUACAGCGGGGCGUCUGUUGUCAGGCGCUCCGGCCGUGAUUGUAUGCACACGAAACUGAAACUGAACGAGAGCUCAGUGGGUGGACGUGAGGUCUGAAGGUUCAGCUCAGCGGCUCUCAACCCGACAUGAAAAGGAAACGAGAUGGAUUCUGACAAAGUGAUGCUCAUACUUAGUUUCCCUAAAAUAAAAACUUGAUCAUCAUCUGGUCUCCCGAAACAGACAGGACGUCCAGAGGAGACCCUAAAAAUGUAUUUUCUUAAGUAAUGAAACUGUUUUCAGACGCUCCUGAUGGACACUGAACUUUGACCCUGAUCUGAACAGAGAGAAGAACUAAAUAUGAGCUACAUUUGUGAUGAGAUUUGUAGUCAUCAGUAGGAACCACAGUCACUCUCAGCUUCACAGAGACUUGAAAUAAAGUGAAAACUUAAGCGCCAGUCUGAUCCUCAGAGUCUCUGGACACAAGAUUUAAUGGAAGGUUUUAACCAGUACGAGUCAUUGUUUUCUGCCACAUCUGUGAAAUUAGGAAGAACUUUGUGUUUGUUAUUUAAACAUCAGCAGAACUCCACCAGAAACUGAUGAAUGACUUCACGUUAAAAACACAGCCGUGAACGUUUAUCAUGUGAGUCAGUCGUCAUCAACAACCUGCACCGCUGCUAACACACACACACACACGUAGCACAAACGUGAUGCAAGCGUUUUCCAAAUUACACACAGAGUCCAUGCAAAGAUGCAAACUCACAGCGGGCGAUGUGGAGACAUGACAUUUGUGCCAUGCGUGUAUUUGCGCGAGUUAGAUUUUUUGAACGUGAGCAAGAAAUUAGCAUGACGCUGUAUUGUGACAGCCUAGUGUUGAGAUCUGGGUGAGAUUCUCCUGACGUUACUGAGGUGGAAGACAAACAUGAGUGAAUGCAGAGGACAGCAUGUCUGCGACGCGUGUCAGAUAUUUUGUUGAGGUGUGUCUGAGCAAAACACUCCGAGUAAUUUAAGCUGGACUUUAAAUGUGAAAAUUAAACACCAGGAAGGAGUGAUGCGGUGAUGUGGUGCUGUGACAGGAUGAUAAAUAAUAAAGGGUGUUGUCGUCUUGGUUCAGAGCCUCCACGUUCACAUCACCAGCCGUCAGGUGGACUUCACUGUAAAUCAUGCUAGCUGUUAGCUGCCUUCACCACUGAGUUAGUUAGCACAACCGUUAGCACAGCUGUUCAGGGUGAAUAUUCACCAGCUGCUAAAUACUCCAAAAGUACACUCCAGAGGCGGUACAUAUGCGUGAGUAACAUGACACCAGAAUUUGCAUCUUAAAAACAAACAAGUUCUCACCUGCAGGUCCACUCAGCAGCUGUUCUGGAGCUUUUCAUCGUGUCACAUGAUCUUCGUCAGUAGAUGACGUCACAGUUUUGAUGAAUUUCUGGUCCGUUUUAGCCUCACAGUUAAGAUUCAAAGUUCAGUCCUGAUCUGUUGCCACCAAAUCACCAGAAUAAAUGUUGACAUCAUACGUUUCUGUAAAACCACACGUACGUUACAUUUGUACGUUAAUGUGUAGCAGAUACAUGUUUACGUUUCAACAACGCUGUGGUCAACCGUUGUUUAGGUCAGGGGUCGGCAACCUGCGGCUCCUCAGCUCCUCUCCAGUGGCUUCAAUAGAAAAUAAUAUGGAAAUUAUUUUUUUUUAUUCUAUUUUUUUUUAAGUUUUAAUUUUUAUUCAUUUUUGUAUGGCUAAAGUGAUAAUUACAUUUUUCAGCUGUAAAAACAUGUAGCCUUUAUACAGAUUUAAAAAAAUGUUUUAACAUUUUUCAAACCAAAAUAUGCAUCAUUCGUAUGACCUGGCACCUUUUCCUCUAAAAACCUCACUAGCGAUGGCUGCAGUCGUCUUGAGUCUUGGUCGCGAGGCUAGCCGUGGAUUCCAAAUCCAAAAAGGGAAAACAGAGAAUUUAAUAGUUCGUGGACAAAUUAGUUUGCUUUCAUCAACAACGCUGCAAAGUUAAAGCACCAAAUCAUGAAAAAGAAGCCACCGUGUGAUUAAACAUUUAGAUCUGUUCGUGAUGUUGGGGCUGAAUUGGACUUAAAAGGCUGUUAUCUUAAUCAUGAGGCUCAAACAUGAUCUGCAGCUCCAGGCAGAUUAUUGUUCAGUAAAAAAACAAAACAAAAAUCACUUAAUCAUGUUUUGCCUUAAAAUACAUUUUGUCGCUGCAAAACAAAAAGACAAACGGUAGUUAGUUGAUAACAGGCAACCUUGCUGCUACCAUUUACUUCUGUUGUGCAAUGUCCCUCUUUGACGACGCAUCCUUGAUGACGCUGGUUCAAGCUGAUUAACUGGAUAGCACCAAAGUUCCAAGAAUCCUGAAUGGAACCGGUUGAAGAACCAGAGCUAAUUUGGUGGAAAGGUGGUACAUGCGAAUGUCAUGACGAGUUCUCGAUUCCCCAGAAUCCUGUAAAAUCGAGCUGUGAUUCUUUUGGAUAUUUGAUUUAUAUUUGAAUAAUAUGGGGACGCUGCAGAACAGCAGAUACCAUGGUUUGUCACAUUCAGUGUCCCAAAGUUUUGAUGGGCACCAACAGUUUCAGGGACAAAGGUCUACUGGUUCUGGUUCCUUCUGGUCUGUUUUGGUUUCUUCCAGUUCAUUCAGGUUCCUUCCGGUUCCUUGUUGUCUGCUCUGGUUCCCCCUGGUCCCUUCUGGUUUGUCCUAGAUUACACUCGUCUGCUCUGGUUCAUUCAGGUUCCUUCUGGUCAGUUCUGGUUCCUACUGGUUUGUUCUGGUUCCCUGUGGUUCAUUCAGGUUCAUUCUUAUUAUUUCUGGUUCCUAAUGGUUCCUCCUGGUCUGUUCUAGUGCGUUCUGGUUCCUCCUGGUAGGUUCUGGGGCCAAGGAGCUGAACUGAAGGUUGAGAGUUGCUGCGUUUACUGACGCCUCGGUGUUGUAGGAACUGAAGAUGCUCAGUAAUAAUAAAAUGGGAGUCUGUGAUAUUUUUGUAACCUGCUGACUGAGGUAUUUGAUACUGACGGUGUAUUAAAGAAACGUUGAUAGCUGUGACGACGCUGUUGUAACAUGUAACUAAAGGUUUUUAAUAAUCAGCCGCUGCUUUUUGCUUUUCUUAGUUUUUUUAAAUUGUUGCUGAAGUUAUUGAAGUUGUGAAAAUGUGAACUGAAGACAGACGAGUGUGAAAUGAAAUGUCGGCUGCCGAAAGUGAAAACCUAACGUGUGUAAAAUAAAAUGUGUGUAAAUAGCCAUCGAACUGCACUGUUGUCCUCGGAGACGGACACAACUCAGCGUCUCAUCUCACCGACUGACUCCAAGCUAACAGUCUAUUGGUCCAUUUCAUGCUUUUAAUUUAUUGCUGUGACAAUAUUUAUUUUUACUUUGGUUUCCAGGUUGUAUGUACAGUGAAACAUUUGUCCUAUUUAUGUUACUUGAUCAAUAAAAUUGGCUUUCAUCUGUC